This is a messenger RNA of Engraulis encrasicolus (European anchovy), 3018 nucleotides long. Its product is annotated as NACHT, LRR and PYD domains-containing protein 12-like. The record is from RefSeq and is a predicted model, not a curated record. Lineage: Eukaryota; Metazoa; Chordata; Actinopteri; Clupeiformes; Engraulidae. Gene Ontology annotation, cellular component: cytoplasm. Gene Ontology annotation, molecular function: protein binding. Bases 179 to 2755 code for a protein of 858 amino acids. The transcript is spliced from 8 exons.
UGCUGUAAUUCAAUGAUGGGAGAAAAAGGAGGUUCAGAAUCCUCAUGGCCUGGUGAAAGAAACUGUUUGUGAGUCUGGUGGUUUUGGAUCGGCGGUUUCUGUAACACUUUGGCCAGCAUAUGGAGCAGGCAUAAUAGUAGUCUGUAUCAUUGCAGAAGUCACCGUCACAGGUUCAGACAUGCAGCGUUUGAACAUCUCACGUGAGGGUGGAAGCAACGUCAACGCUCCAGCUUUGUCACAUAACACCAUGCAUGGGAGCAUCAACACCACCACGAACAUCCAUGACCAUGGUACUGGGACCUCAACUUUGGCACAGCCAACAUAUGGGCAUGAUACAACCUCAUCUAUUGCAAAAUAUAAGGAAUCAGUCAAGUCCUCCUAUGAAAUGGUGAUGGAGUAUAACUCCAGAUCAGAAGAGAGUGUCUUUCUGUCUGAGCGUUACUUGGAGCUGUCAAUGGUCGAGUGUCACAGGGAGCCUGGAGAAAGAGAAAAGAGUUUGAAAGAAAGACAAAUUACUGUGGAACAGUUGUUCAGACCAGAUGGCAGUGGCUGUGUUCCAAAAGCGGUCAUUCUUCAGGGCAACUCUGGAUAUGGCAAAUCUUUCACUGCUCAGAAGAUCAUGUUGGACUGGGCCUCUGGGGUCUUAUUCAAUGAGUCAUUUGACCUGGUGCUUCACCUCAAAUGCAAAGAGAUCAAUGAAAUGUCAGAGGAAUGCAGUCUUGUGGAUCUGCUCAACUAUAGCUCCAUCUUCAGCAGUGACAUUGCUGAUAUGUUAAGGGACCCAGAGAUGAAAGUGCUCUUUCUGGUUGAUGGUUUUGAUGAGUUCAAUUUCUGGCUUGAGGAUGAUAAGAGUCCACCACCUAAAGACCCUUUGAAGACAGCUCCUGUCCAGGCCACCCUGAAGGCUCUGCUCAAAGGCCACAUCUUGCCCAACUGCCACCUGUUGCUCUCCACAAGGUCCAAUGCUAAAGACGAGCUCAGCUGUCUGGUCACUGAUUCACAACGUUUCGUGGACAUUUUAGGCUUCAAUGAAGAGGCGGUGAAGGACUACUUCCACAGGUUUUUUUGUGACAUGCAUGUUGGAGACACAAUGUUUGAGCUUGUAAAAACUACCCAGAGCUUGUAUACCGCCUGCUUUAUUCCUGUCAUCUGUUGGGUCACCUGCAUAGUCUUUAGGGAGCAAGUACAGAAAGGUGUGCACAUCAGUACAAAGCUAGAAACAGCCACAUCCAUCUUUGCACGCAUUGUAUCCACUCUGCUCAAACAUCAAAGUCUGGAUUUGAGUUUACCUCUGCCCUCACUGCUAAGCAGUCUGGGUCAGCUGGCAGAAAAGGGAAUGCAAGAGAAUCGAGUCCUGUUUUCACAGAAGGAUGUGUUGAAUGUGGCCUCAGAUCCAGAUAAGGGGGCCCUUCUGUGUAAGCACCUUGUAAAUAAGACUGUACAACAGGAGGAGAUGUUCAGUUUCAUGCAUCUGAGCUUCCAGGAGUUCUUCACUGCACUCCACUACACCUUACACCAGGACGAGGAGAUGCUCAAAAGACUGCUUGACUCCGACACACACAACAAUUGGCAAACACAGUGCCGGCCUGUCAUCCAGUUUCUAUUUGGUCUUGCAAAUACGAAGCUGAUUAAAAACCUGGAUGACCUUCAGUUGACACCUUACACCUCCUCAAUCAGAGGUCACCUGGAGAAGUGGAUUAUGAAAGAAAUUCAACAUGUGAAAAAUGAGAGUGAUACAACCCGGGCACUAUUCAUUCUUCACUGUCUCAACGAGCUCCAUGAAGAAGAGUUUGUUAAGAAAGCUAUGGAUGACUGGGGUUCACUGUUCUUUAGCACCGCUUACCUGACAAGGAUGGACUGCUGGGUGCUGCGCUACUGCCUGCUGUGCUGCCCCACCAUCAAAAGACUGGAGUUCUUCAUGUGUCCCUUGACUGAGGAGAUGCUGAUGAGGCUGCAGCCUGCACUGAGCAUGUGUGAGGCACUCGAACUUGUACGCUGCAGUAUAACAGUAGAGGGCUGUGCUACUCUGGCUUCAACUCUGACAACAAACCCCUCUUCACACCUGGUGCGGCUUAAUUUGGCUUCAAUUGAACUGGGAGACUCAGGGGUGAAGCAUAUCUCUGAUCUACUCAGAAAUCCAAACUGUAAACUACAGACACUGAGGUUUGGGUGCUGCAGUAUAACAGCAGAGGGCUGCGUUGCUCUGGCGUCAGCUCUGACAUCAAACCCCUCACACCUGAUUCAGCUGGAUCUGAGUAGUAAUUAUGACCUAGGAGACUCUGGGGUGAAACACAUCUCUGAUCUACUCAGGAAUUGUCAACUACAGACACUGAAGCUUCGGUGCUGCAGUAUGACAGCAGAGGGCUCUGCCGCACUGACUUCAGCUCUGACAUCAAACCCCUCCUCACACCUUGUAGAGCUGGAUCUGAGUUCUAAUGAACUAGGAGACUCAGGAGUGAAGCAGAUAUCUGAUCUACUCAGGAAUGCAAACUGUAAACUACAGACACUGAGGAUGCGGCGUUGUAAUCUCACAUGGAGCAGUUGUUCAUAUCUAGCUGCAGCCCUCAGUUCAAACCCAUCCAGCCCUCUGACAGAGCUGGACCUGGGAGGCAAUGGACUUGAUCAGUCUGAUGUGAAGCCGCUCUCUGCUCUACAGAAAGACUCUGCAUAUAAACUGACUACAAUAGAGGUUGAUUGGGGCGACGUUGGUGAUUGGAUGACUCAGAUGCCUCAUGCAACUGGUGACAGCUGGUGAUUUGUCAUCUGUCAGUCUGGACUGCCUGGAUGCAGAGCUGCUAUGCUGCAGAUGCUGCAAUAUCCAGAUUCUCGCUAACACACGCACGCACGCACGCAUUAACACUAUCCAAAUCAGGCAUUUUUGGCAUUCCAGGGACCUGGGCUUUUUCAUCUAUGAAUGACAUCAUUUUUGUGUCAUUAUCUGGUAUUAUGACAUCAUUAUGACAUCAUCUGAUUAUAAUGCCCAAAAUCUCGCCAUAAGGUAUUUCCCAUAAAAUUUUG